AUGGCAGCAGAAGAAGAAGAUCAGUUGCAACAACUCAGAUCCAAAGCCACAGAGCUUUUCAUCAGAGAAGAAUGGAAUGCAUCAAUCGAAGCCUAUUCCCACUUCAUCACCCUCUGCACCAAAAAACUUUCUCAUUCUCACCCAAACCAGAAGCUUAGCAGAUCCCUCUGCAUAGCCUUAUGCAACCGCGCAGAAGCGAGGUCCAAGUUGAAGGACUUCCACAGCGCCCUUCAGGACUGUGACCACGCUUUAGAACUCGAUGCAACGCAUUUGAAGACCCUUUUGUGCAAAGGUAAGAUCUUGCUCUGCCUGAACCGAUAUGCUUCCGCUCUUGAGUGCUUCAGAACCGCCACGCUUGAUGGGAACGCUGAAAGCGUAAGUGGAUACUUAGAGAGAUGCAAAAGUUUGGAGCUUUUGUCCAAAACGGGGUGUUUCGAUCUUUCGGACUGGGUUUCAAAUGGGUUUCGAGGGAAGGUUCCAGAGCUUGCAGAGCACAUUGGUGCGGUAGAGAUUAGAAGAUCUGAGAUCAGUGGGAGAGGGUUGUUUGCAACGAAGAAUAUUGAUGCUGGUUCAUUGAUCUUGGUCACCAAAGCAAUUUCCAUGGAAAGGAGUAUCAUAAUGGGAGGAGUUCAGGAUCUGAGUGAGGAUGCACAGUUGGCAAUGUGGAAGAAUUUCAUUGACAAGGUUUUUGAGUUUGUUGGGAAGUGUCCCAGGACAAGGGGUUUGAUUAAUAGGUUGUCAUAUGGAGAGAAUGAGGAUCAACUUGAGGUGCCUGAUGUUUGUCUCUUUAGACCUGAGAGUGUGGAGAAGGAUGGUGAAGUGGAGGUUGGCGUUGAUAUGGAUAAGUUGCUUGGUAUAUUGGAUGUGAAUUCUCUCACUGAAGAUGCUGUUUCGGCCAAUGUGUUGAGGAGGGGCAAUGAUUGUUAUGGUGUUGGCCUAUGGUUGCUCCCUUCCUUCAUAAACCACUCUUGUUGUCCCAAUGCAAGGAGGUUGCAUGUUGGGGACUACUUGGUGGUUCAUGCUUCGAAGGAUUUGAAGGCUGGGGAGGAGGUCACCUUUGCUUAUUUUGACCCUUUGUGUGGUUUGAACAAGAGGAAGGAGAUGUCUGUGAAUUGGGGGAUUCAUUGCAAGUGCAAGAGGUGUAGGUUUGAGGGGGAAGUGUUCUCCAAACAGGAAAUAAGAGAGAUAGAGAUUGGUCUUGAGAGAGGGAUGGAUGGGGGGGGUGUGGUGUACAAGUUGGAGGAACAACUGAAAAGGUUGAAGGUUAGGGGGAAAGAAAAAGGGUAUUUGAGGGCAUCAUUUUGGGAAGCGUAUUCUCAGACUUAUAGGACAGAGAGGGCCAUGAAGAGGUGGGGAAGGAGGAUUCCUACUGCGGAGGUUGUGGUUGAUAGCAUCACUGAUGUGGUGGGAGGGGAUCACAGGUUGCUUAAGUUGCUCAUGGAGGAGUUGAAGAAAAAUACUGGUGGAGUUGUAGAGAAGGACAAAGUUUUCAAGAUGGCAAGAGAAGUGUUUGGGAAGAUAGUGAAAAAGCAAGCAAUGAAGACACUUCUUCAACUCUGCAUUGGUGAUUGA
Sphenostylis stenocarpa is the source of this 1572-nucleotide messenger RNA. The record is from the annotation of a GenBank genome assembly. NCBI's taxonomy places the organism in Eukaryota, Viridiplantae, Streptophyta, Magnoliopsida, Fabales, Fabaceae.